This is a messenger RNA of Botrytis deweyae, 240 nucleotides long. RefSeq lists its product as uncharacterized. Bases 1 to 240 code for a protein of 79 amino acids. NCBI's taxonomy places the organism in Eukaryota, Fungi, Ascomycota, Leotiomycetes, Helotiales, Sclerotiniaceae. The transcript has 2 exons. The record is from RefSeq and is a predicted model, not a curated record.
AUGUAUCUUGAGAACAGGAUUUUGCUUGAGGAAAUUCGCAAGAGCUAUACCAUUGAUAUUACAACGAAGAAGAAGGGACCGUCUCAAGGGAUUCCAAAGUAUCGCGACAUGGGUCUUCGAGUCAAAACUUGGGGACAGCAUCAGUACAAUCUUAUCACUCUUGAUAGAUGUUUGAGUUUCGCCGACCCGAGCAAGCCGCAAACGAGUGUUCGUCUCAAGAAUCUGCGUAGUCUUGACUAG